GUGUCCUGAAUUUCUCGUCUACAUUUAAGUUUUUAUUUUGUUCAAAAAAACAUCAUCAUUUCGAAAUAAAACCAUCAUUAAUUGCAUUUUAUUUUAAAAAACGAAAAGUAACAAUUUGGUGCUCUUGAGAAAAAAGGAUCCGUUUGACCGAUUUUCACGAAUUUUGUGAAUGGUGAAAAAAGUGUACAUGGCAAAGUGAACGAACGUCUCUAGGUCAUUGAUAUAGCAAAGAAAUGAGUUCGCUCUCGUCUAAAAUAUAAUGAUUUAAUUUUCGUAAUUACAAAACUAAAAACCAACCGGAAUACAAACGAAUUUUUUGAAACAUUUUUUUCUGUCUCUAUCUCUCUGUCACGGACAAAUCUCGAUUUUCGUACAACGAAUUUUGAUACAAAAUUUCAUUCGCAUAUUGUAGUGAUGAAAUCUAAUUUAUUGUAUUAAGUUGCUGCUUUUGGCGACGUACUAAUUAUGACAACAAUAUUGAAGACCGGAGGUCUUCAGCAUGCUCAUUCGCUGGGAAAUAUCGAUACUUCAUCUAAGCAUCGACAUUUUUCUUCGCGAAGCUACGACUCAGAGGAUGAAAGUGUUGGGAGAAAACGUAAUCUCUCGGCACCAUAUCCGAAACCAUCCAUCUACUCGAAGGCAGAUAUUCAAGAGCAGUACUGUUUAUCGGAACGACAGUUGAACACCGUUGAGCCACCGAGACGAGAUGGUUUCUUUGGUUGUUGGUCAAAUCGUGGUAACCAACAAUCAUUUCUCAGUGUUUGCGUGGGUCGUCGUCAUCCAUCUGAUGAAAAUCUUGCCGAUUAUGCACCUUUUCAUAAGUAUCCAAAAUAUCCGCGCACCAACAACAGAAACAUCAUUGAAAAUGAAGACGAAAUCGAAAAUUUUCACUUUCGCCGUCGACCCACGUCCUUUCUCUGCAGCAACGAUCCAAAACGAUUCACAUGGAUGGCUGCUGAAGAGGCUGCCGCUGCCGCAGACGCAUCCAGAGGAUAUCGUUGUCCAUCGCAUGUUGGAACAACAACAUCGGUAACACCUUCAAAUUUAAUGUCAACAGAAAGUGUAUCGGUUGUUCCGCCAAGAACGAAACAUGUGAGUUUUGCCCGUUCGCAUACAUUGACCUCGUUUGAAGAUUUAUCGGUUGACCGUUCUGUAUCACGAUUGAACACAACAAAAAGUCAAGAACGUUUGAUUGGUGGCAAAAAAGUACGAACGUUAACUGAGCAUUUACAUCAUCAUCAUCAAUUACACGGAGACCAUCAGUUUGUGCCAGAUAAACUUCGAACACAACCAAUUUUAACGAAUGCUGCAAAAAUGAAGACCGAUUCGGAUCUAAUUGAAAAGCUUAAACGAAAUGUGAAGAAAACACAGGCCACGCAAACGGACGUGUUUGCAUCGCGCACUCUUUCAUUCAGUAGCAAUAUGUCGAACACAAGUCCGCACAGUGCACAUCGUACUUGCAUCAAUGGCAACAUCCUUGGUCGCAAGCUAACGAAAAGUUUAUCGGAGGCGAUGACUCAAAGAGUGCAGGGUGAUCCAUUGAUAAAUACUUUUCCAAACUACAUAAAUCAUGAGUUAUUACAUCGAACACAGUCGGAGGAACCACCUCGGUCUCCGCAUGAAUUAUUUGAACAGCAGCAACGAUCGAUUUUCAGUACAUUCGAUACGUAUUCACAUCCGAGCGAUUUUGAAAUUUCAAAGAGUGAUAUCUUCAUGUCCGAUCAUCACACACAUUCACGUACCACGUCACAACGUUCAAUCGAUUCGCAUGAUAUUGCCACACUUCAGUCGAACAACAAUUUCAUCGACACUGAUUUGAUAAACACCGGCGGAUGCAUUGAAUUUAUGGAAAAUGCCACUCAAUUGCAUUACGAUUCGAAUAGUUUGCCGCGUCGAAAGUGUUUUUAUCAUACAAAUGAUUAUCAUCAAACGAAUAGUUUACCGAGGCGACCAGCGCAUCAUUAUGAUUUUGAUGGAAAUGAAACCACAACCGAUGCGGUUGAAGGAAUCAACGCCGGUUUGGCACAAUUUCGUGCACAUGGAACAUUUUCGCUGGAAAGUAAUGCCAGUUCAAAUCAAAGUGUUGAUUUGACGAAACGAAGGUACUCUUGUGCCAUACCAGAAACACUGCGUCAUUUGAAUGGAAGCGACUUUGAAGAUUUGCAAUCGAUUGUGCGUCGCAAUUCAAUCAAUAUAUUCUAUAAUCGAGCACAGUCGGAUGAUGACGACGAUGAUGAUGAGGAAUCCGAAUCGGAUGAAUACUGUUCCACAUGCGGUGAUUCGGAUGAAGAGGAAGACGAUGAAUCGAAAGAUGAAAAAGAAAUCUUUAUCGAUUUCAAGCCAAGUGUGUCUCCGCCCCAAAGUCCGUACGGACGCAAUGGUCGCUUGCAGAAAACAAUGUCGGAGGGUGAAAUAAUGUUAGACAAACGACGAGAAAUCAAUCACAACGAUGUACCAAUUGUAUCAACGAGCGAAGAAGAUCUUAAAGUUCCCGAUAAUGACAACGAACGCUAUUCAUACAGUCCAUUUCCAAUAAAAGAUGAAAGUGCUUGCGAUAAGGAUACAUUUUUGAAAUUGCCCAAAGAAAAAACAGUGCAUGGAAAAAAUCGACGCGAAGCAUUCAUAAAGCGUUCCGUUAGCUUAGAACAAUCAGCACUCGAUGAUAAUGAGAGCGGUAAGUCUGGCGAUUCAAAACCAGCGUCGCCAGUUGAUAAAUACAAAGACAUAUCAACGUUUCCCUCAUCCGACUCUUUGGUCAACGAUUUAGCGCGAGAUCAUUCCGACGGUAAUUCACAUGGCAAUUGGAAUGAAUCUCAAGUUACCGUUCUUCAAAUCGAUCCAAACGUAUCUGAAUGCGGAAAAACACUACUUACUCCAAGUGAAAAGCGCAAAAAUCUUAUAUUACAACAUCAGCAACGAAGUUCAAUGGAUACAGAAGCCAUCGAAAUAGAGGAACAUUCAUAUGACCAGAAUCUAAGAACACCAACGAUAUCCAUACCGCAAGCACAUAGUCCGUCACGUGUUACAUUCGAAACAUUACGUAGAUCAUCCGCAACAAUACCGACGAAUAUGCCGUCAAUUGCUGUUACUCCAUCUGCUUCAACAACCCAUGACGAUGAUGUGAGCAACGAACAUGUUGAAGUGUUUCAAACGCCAACGAUUAAACUCGGUUCCAUACGAAGUGGAGAUAUUCGUCGCAAGAGUGCUGACCCAAUCGAACCAAUCUAUUCAAAUGUAGUCAGCGAACUACAAAGGGCUGCUCCAAUAGUAAAAUCAUCGUCCGACCAGCAACCAUUCGUUCAUCAUUCCGAUACGCGUCGAGCGACCGAUAUGUCCGAAGGUAGUACAAACACAGAUGACUACAUAACAUGCACCGAUGCAUUAUCGAAACGAGUUGCUGCCCAAACUGGUUCACAAACAUUAACACAAAAUGGUUCAUCAUUUGAAAGUGCAUCGUCCAUUUAUAGUUUGGCUCGAGUGGAAAAUAUUUGCGAAGAUGCGCCAACAACAACAACAGCCGAAGAUUCGUUAUCGUUGCCACCACAACCGUCUGUAAAACCAUCUCCGUCCCAUUCCAUCAGCAGUAGUUCGUCCGGAAGCUACUUUAAUGGUAAAAAAGCGAUUAAAUCAACAUCACCACGAAAUAGUGUCGUUAUACAACAGCCCAUUGCCACAACUUCAAAACAAACAACCGAAUCCAUUUCGGACGAUGAGAAAAGUGAAAAACGAUACUCUUCAUCGGGCUAUUAUGAAAGUCCACAUGAUGAUGAACAUCCAUGUCGAAUGCGAAAACAACGUGACUGGAAUGAGGAUGAUCGACGCCGUCGAAAAGAAAAAAUGCGAUUGGAUAUUGAAAAGGAAAAUAUGAAAUCAUUGACAUCACCGACCAAAAAACCAAUUUGCUUCAAACGCAUUUCACCCGAUGAUCGAACUGCUUUGCAUAUUUUGGAUGGCACAUCACAAGCAAAAACAAAACGAAUCAGACCGAAAACACGACGUUCGCCAAGAGCUCGAAAUCCAAAUGAAGAUCCAAUAACUCGAAAAGUUAAAACGCCAACAGUCGCCGGAUCUGAACGUGUGACAGAUGAAAAAACCGACAAUAGAACUAUCCCGUCCAAAUACACACAACCAUCAUUAUCGCCAUCGAAAAAAACGUCGCCGAAAAAACGAACUGAUCCACCGUCAGAAACGCGGCUCAAAGCACUCUCAACUUCUCAACUCUCAUUACGAUCGGUUUCACCCGGAUCGGAUUCCGUAUUCUACAGCGAAGUUGAUGUCCAUUGUCAUCAUUGUGGAAAAGAAGUGGAGAUUAUUGCAGCAAUCGAUGAUACGUUGGGUCAAGAAGAGGUGUCGGCCAAUAUUGUUAUGCCUCCGGCAGACUUUGCCGAUUCACCAGAAGGUACACGUCAACCGCACAGAAUGUAUAAGAAGUUUGACCGUCGGCUUCGAUCCGAGGAAAGGCACGGCGAACGAAAACACUAUCGAAUUCGUCAGGAGAGUGCACGAGCUAAGAGCGAAGAGCGUGGAAAAGACGAUGUAAAUAAGGAGCAAUCACUUCGAACGGCCGGCUCAAGUCCAUGUGUUGUUGUCGAGAAUUCAUUUACUUUUCGCAAUAAUUAUUCGGAUUUGGAGCAAGGUGUCUAUCAGGGUUUGUAUCGACAUGGCAUUUGGAUUCAGCUCACUGAACGUGAAGUCUGGUAUCGAAGCAAGGAACGAACUAAAGAUGUGGGUGAUCGUCGAACCGAAGUGGAGAAAGAUUUCCAGAAAAAAUAUCAAAAUCUAACGCAUCGAUUGGUGCAUCGUAAAACGUGUGGUGAAAUGUAUCGUCUUCAGUCUCUUAAUUCAUUUCAUACCGACAAAACGGUAAUUGUACAUCGCAAACCAAAUGGCGAAUUCGGCUUUCGAAUACAUGGCUCAAAGCCAGUUGUCAUCUCUUCAAUUGAACCAGAAACACCGGCUCGAUCAAGUGGCUUGGAGAUUGGUGAUAUCAUUUUGUCGGUCAAUGGUGUACCGGUUGUUGAUAAAAAGCAUUCAGAUGUCGUUGAUAUUGCUCAUGCUGGCAGUGAAGUUUUAGAGCUUGAGGUUGCUCGUACAUUUGAUCUAGCCACCGAAGCACUCGAAACACCGAAUUCAUAUUUGUAUUCCGGAUACUUAUGGCGGCAAGGAGAGGAUAAUCAAGUUGGUAGCAAAAAAUGGAUCCGACGUUGGUUUUGCUUGCGACCAGAUCACUCUUUAUAUUACUUUAAAUCAGAUCAGGAAUUUCAACCGGUCGGUUUUAUUUUGCUAACAAAUCAUACGGUUGAAAGUUGUGCUGCUGAUGUUGGUAAACCAUUUGCCUUUUGCAUUUCGUCACCUGAAGGGCCACCAAUCUAUUUGGCAGCCGAUACUCAAGAGGCAGCUAGUCGUUGGUUGGCCGUCACAAGUCAUGCAAGUGCACAGAGUGAUCAAUGGCUGGAGACAAGCACCCGAAAUAUGCGAUUACCACCAAACAGUAUUCUGCGUCCAGAUUGGGCUGGUUUUCUGCAUAAAUUGGGAAGCCGAUGGAGAACAUGGUCAAAACGGUAUUGUGUGCUCAAAGAUGCUUGUUUGUACUUUUAUUUGGAUAGCAACAGCAAAACUCCACAGGGGAUGGUAUGUUUGCAAGGAUAUCACAUUGUAAUACCAAAUGUUUCCGUUGGCCGAAAGUAUGCAUUUGAAUUAUCGCCACCAGAGUCAAAGCUACGUGCCUAUUGCUUUAGCGCUGAUUCGGACAUGGAGAAGAAAAGAUGGAUCGCUGCACUGGAGUACUCAAUUGAUCGAUGGUUAAAGGCAUCCUAAGUUAUUGUAAUAUCAAUUUAAAGUGCAAUUCAGCAUCAAGACUCUUGAGUUUAUGUGAUUACUGUAACCAACAGUGAUCGUUAAACAAACCACAAGCACUUAUGAUAAAAAAGCAUGAAUAUAUAUUAUAUUUCAACUAGACUAGACCAAAAAAAAAAUUAGGUUUUCGAAAAAACGAAAAAAAGCUUUCCCAUAUUUUCUGUGGUCGUUCAUUAAAAAAACCAACAUCAACACUAAACAUUGUCCAGAUGAUUUUGAAUUCACUGAAAAUGGGACUAUGGUAGUUAGUUUUAUUAGAUAUACCUUAUAAAUUAAUCUAUACUGAUUUCAGUUAAACUGAAUCUAUCCACUUGAAUGUUAAUCAUUUAGUUAAAUUAUAAUGUAUCUGUCACCAAAAAUACUAUAUUAUUAAGAAUGUGUCGCCCAAAUGGUAAUGAUAUCGUGAUUUUAUCGAAGAGAAGAAAAAAAACCACAAAAAAGCAGAGUUUUUAAUUUUACUGCAAAUAUAUUAUUCAAGUCGUCGACAGAGCGAGUCUAUGAGCCGCAUACAUAUUUUGUGCCAAAUCUUAUGUGUUACUAUUUCGGUCAACAAACAAAUGUUCACACAGUGUCGAAAGUGUGAAAGAAAGUUAUUUUUCGUUUCAUUCUAUAACUAAAUAUAUUUCAAUGCUUUAAAAUUGUUGAAUCUCAUUUUUGUAGUAUAUUCAAAUCAACAUUUAUUUUAAUCGUUAUUUCUUGAGAAGACAUUUAUUACGAUUCAUCUAAAAUUAAUCAAAACGUAAUGGUUUUAAUCAAAAUUAUUGAAAUUAAUUUUUAUGUAUUUGCCCCCCGCCGAGUGGAGUAUAUAUUACAAUGCACAAAUGUGUUUUUUUAGAUAUACAUUUAUUUAUACAAAAUCAUAUUUUGAUGAAUCAAAUUACCAAUAUAUAUAUAUUUUGCUGUAUCAGUUCUUGUUGAAACCAUUUGCCAAUUCUAAUGAAAUCAAGUUCUAAACUGUACGAUUUAUUGGAAUAAAACCAAGUACAGACCAUUAUAAUAUGCAUAUUAAGAUGCGGAAAAUAUGAUGCAAUUCAUUUUGAUUUUUGAAUUUGGAUAUUUUGAAAGACAUUAACUUUGUUAAUACGAUAACAAAGAGUAGAAAAUAAAACCCGAUCAUUACAGAUAUAAAUGUGUUAUUUACCGUAAAACUGUUUAUCUAUUAUAAUAUCUAUAGAGCAUGCAAAAUGGGAUGAUCUAGUCGUUGAAUGAGUAAUUUACGCUGUCUUUCAUGCAUGCCUCAUGUGUGUGCGUGUCUUAUGAAAAUGACUGAUGGAAAAUCUGUGCUUGAAGCGAUUAAUUGAUGAAAUGAAAAUGACAAAACCACAUGAAUUAUUAUGCAUUCAUUUUAAUUGAAUUUGUCGAAGGAAAACAUCUACCAAUAUUAUAAACUAUUCUAAUCGAUCCCCCACAAGUAACAGUCUCCCCCUUAGAAUGUCAUGCCAAAUAGAUGUUCACCUUUUCAAAUAAUCUCUUUUAUUUUCAACGAUUAGGCUCUCUGUGUAGCAUUUAAGUCACACUAAAUCACUGCCAACUUCACACUCACACUCUAAAAUACCAAAAAACAUAGAUGAAUAAAAAAAAAUGAAUCGCGAUUAAAGCGAUCAUAUUAAUAUGAUUCUCCGAACAAAUUAUUUCGAAUGGAGACUAAAAAAAAAACAAAGUGACCAAUUAUUCCAAAUUCCUCAUUUACACAUUUGAAAACAGAAAAUUCAAAUAAAAAAAAGCAACAACAACGUAUUCGAUAUAUUUGUUUAAUGCAUACGAACCGAAAAUAGUUUUC
Contarinia nasturtii (swede midge) is the source of this 7636-nucleotide messenger RNA. RefSeq lists its product as uncharacterized. Lineage: Eukaryota; Metazoa; Arthropoda; Insecta; Diptera; Cecidomyiidae. The coding region runs from base 466 to 5817 and encodes 1783 amino acids. The record is from RefSeq and is a predicted model, not a curated record. The transcript has 24 exons. Gene Ontology annotation, molecular function: protein binding.